This is a messenger RNA of Arctia plantaginis, 465 nucleotides long. NCBI's taxonomy places the organism in Eukaryota, Metazoa, Arthropoda, Insecta, Lepidoptera, Erebidae. The record is from the annotation of a GenBank genome assembly.
AUGGUUUUGGGAGUGGUGAGCAAUGAAGGACACGUCAUGCCGCCUCACUUCUUUUCUCACGGGCUUCGGGUGAAUGCUGCCGCCUACACAGAGGGUUUAAAAACAGUUGUAAAACCCUGGAUAGACAGAGUGCGUGGUGAGAGGCCAUACGUAUUCCAACAGGACUCUGCACCUUCACACAAAGCCAUGACGACCCAAGAUUGUAUGUCCGAGAAUCUGCAUGACCACAUUACCCCAAACUUAUGGCCACCGAGCUCGCCGGACCUGAAUCCUUUGGAUUUCUACGUAUGGGGCGUUGUUGAACGGGACACCAGUAAGCAUCCCCAUAACACGCUUGAAUCCCUUAAAGCUACUAUUACCAGAGUUAUGACCCAAAUGAAUAAGGAUCAUUUACUUCGGGCAUGCAGACGUUUCCGACAGAGAAUUGAGGCUGUUAUUGCUGCAGAAGGCGAUUUUAUUGAAUGA